GCCUGAGUCGCUCAGUUCAGCAGGUGGACACACCUCCAUCGGUACUGUCCAGCCAGGGGCGGCAUAACGCGGAACACUCAUUGAAGACACUUAUCAGACGCAGAGUAAAGAAGACUUCUUGUCUUCUGCUAUAACGUAAACAACCAACAGCUUCUUAGCGUGCCGAAAAAUUGUGCAGCGUUUAUUAUUAAUGUCAAAGCCCGAGAGAACAUAUAGCAAAUAUUUUUGUAUUGAAUUCCGGAUGAAGUUAAUUUGGGAAUGUUUGUGAUAUAUCAUAAUUAUUAGUAUGGAACCAAGUCAAGCUAUCAUCAUGAAGAGUGAGAAAAAAAAUUAUUUCCAUCUGGCAUGUUCUUCGGUGUGAAUGGGCUUUUUAUAACAACUGUAGAAGUUUGAACUGACGACGUCACAUGGUCGGCGUGCGACGCACGUGCUGGCACGGCGCACUUUAUGAAAAUUUAGACCUGCAGGAUAGUUAUAUUGGUUACUCGCUCAGAGAAAACUCCCUCUAUGCUUGUUUCUAUAUUAAAGUAAUUCAGGUUUUGAAUAUUAAUCAGGAUGUGUACGACUUUGACUGAAAAUUCCAUUUCUUAGACUUCUUUGAACAUAUUUGUUGAUAUAGCGUGAAAAUGACCAGGAUCCUCUCUGUCUCUAUAGUUUUUAUGAUUGUUGUUUUCACGUCGGAAUUGUCAAUGGUGAACGGGAAAAAGAAAAAGAGUAGAAAAUUAGAAUCAAGAAAUUCGACACACGGCCUUUCCUCAAAAACAGGAAUACUUUCAAAAGACCAUGAAAAUAGGAUUCUGUGUGAGUACUACACGAAGUGGUCAGAUUGGACGCGUUGCAACCGGAAGUGUGAGCAGACGCGAGUAAGACGAUGCAACCAGCCAGAAAACUGCGGGACUAGCGUUCUCAAGGAAAAGCGAAAUUGCAAAAGACGGAAAGGAAGAUGCUCCACAUUAUCUUAUAAAGUGAUAGGAUUCCGCCGUGGAAACAGGUUAAUAGAGGAACUUUUAUACGAUUUACUGUAUGAUGGAUGGUCGCAAUGGGGGCAUUGCACUCGCUCCUGUCGCAAAAGGAGAUUUCGCAAGUGUAAAGAACACAAAAUUUGUGGUAACAGUUACAUACAGGAGGAGCGGAAGUGUCGUUUAGCGGGGACAGUCUGUGGUAAAAAAUACACAUUUAACACUUUUGAACCAGACACACACUCGCCUUCAGUCAGUGAACUAUCACCUCGGGAGUCGGGUAAGAGAUCAAUUGCAUGUCGGGAAUUUUAAUGAUAUCAAAUUAACUGCGGUCUUAUCACUAACCUAAAUCAAUUUGGUGGCUAUUAAAUGGACGCUCUUUAUCUUUUUGCACUUUUUUCAGAAUUUAGUUAAUUUUCAUAGAGUCCUCUUUACGCUUAUUUCACAAUUUCCGAUAAUCAUUUAGUCGACGCCAGUAUUACC
This is a messenger RNA of Saccostrea cuccullata (small rock oyster), 1442 nucleotides long. RefSeq lists its product as uncharacterized. Lineage: Eukaryota; Metazoa; Mollusca; Bivalvia; Ostreida; Ostreidae. The record is from RefSeq and is a predicted model, not a curated record. Bases 627 to 1271 code for a protein of 214 amino acids. The transcript is spliced from 2 exons.